AUGACUUUCGGAAGCCUGACCGCGAGGGCUCCGGUUGGCGCCGAGACGCCGGGCUCAGUAUUCGUACAGCAGGUGGAACGGAACUGGAUUGGUUUCGUCGAUCUGAAUGUCUGGCGACCCUUGGCGACGGUGACGAGAGGCCGUCGACGGGUAACUUCGUGGACUAGCGAUGAUCGUGGGCCAUGUGUGAAUGGAGCUGCUUCGCAGAGUAUGCCAGAAUGUUUGCUGCAAGAAUCUGGCACACGAGACAGCGGUGAGAACAGACCGCGAAUUCUGUUGAUCGCGGACUCCUUUAAAAAUCUAGAGAAGAGGAGUGAGAUGCUAGAGUCGGAUCGAUCGCGCCGCGGCUCGGUGGUCGACGAAAGCGGCCGUGAAUUGGAUUUCGUGUCGUGA
Pyricularia grisea is the source of this 393-nucleotide messenger RNA. RefSeq lists its product as uncharacterized. The coding region runs from base 1 to 393 and encodes 130 amino acids. The transcript has 2 exons. NCBI's taxonomy places the organism in Eukaryota, Fungi, Ascomycota, Sordariomycetes, Magnaporthales, Pyriculariaceae. The record is from RefSeq and is a predicted model, not a curated record.